CUAGUUAUUGUGUCAAUUGUCAAAAAUGUUGGUAAACAUAACUAGAAAAUCACUGAUUACUUUUUAUUUAGCUAUUUUUAGACCAAAUUUUGUUGUAUCACAUGCUAAUAUGUCUACAGAAAGCGUAGACGCUGACAAAUAUUCCGUGGCAUACGUAACAGUUCCGAAUAAUGAUGUUGGAAAAACGAUUGGUCAUGGAUUAGUUAAAAACAAAUUGGCUGCAUGUGUGAACAUAAUACCCCAGGUUACAUCUAUAUAUGAAUGGAAAAAUGAAAUUAAUGAAGAUAAUGAGGCUCUUCUCAUGAUCAAGACAAGAACAUCUCAAGUAGAUAAAUUGACGGAAUAUGUACGAUCAAACCACCCAUACGAAGUGUGUGAAGUUAUAUCCCUCCCCAUAAAGAAUGGAAACCCACCUUAUUUAAAAUGGAUUGGAGAAAAUGUUCCUGAGAAUUAAAUAGAAAUUAAGUCAAUUGAAAAAUCAUCUGUAAUUCUUCCACAGAAUUUUAAUAAGAAUUAGUAAAAUAAUUAUUUUUAUGCUUAAUUAACUUAUUCAAAAUAAAAUUGAUUUGAAUC
Molecule: messenger RNA, 573 nt
Organism: Diatraea saccharalis (sugarcane borer)
Lineage: Eukaryota; Metazoa; Arthropoda; Insecta; Lepidoptera; Crambidae
Source: the annotation of a GenBank genome assembly